Messenger RNA from Nothobranchius furzeri (turquoise killifish), 1887 nucleotides. RefSeq names its product glutaredoxin 2 (gene glrx2). Gene Ontology annotation, molecular function: protein-disulfide reductase activity. Gene Ontology annotation, cellular component: mitochondrion. The record is from RefSeq and is a predicted model, not a curated record. NCBI's taxonomy places the organism in Eukaryota, Metazoa, Chordata, Actinopteri, Cyprinodontiformes, Nothobranchiidae.
CCCGCUAGCUUCACUUCCUUCUUGGCUAGAUAUUUACAAUAUCAUAGCAUGUGGACUACGUUAACUGUCAACAUUUAAUAUGACAUUUAGUCUAAAAAAGUACAAGUACACAGGUUCCAUCUCCACAAACAAAGCUUGUCCAGCACGCGCCCAGAGUCCAUCUCCACAAACAAAGCUUGUCCAGCACGCGCCCAGAGUCCUAUCAAUAUUUUACAUCAGUUUUAAAAACAAGUGUUUGAGCAGAAAUUUGUCAUUUGACUAUUUCAAUUUGAAGCUCCCUUUACUCAGUGAAUACAUGUGGAAACUUCGGCUCACGUAUGAAUGACUCACAAUGUUGUUUUUUUUACACGAAUAUCGCUUUUCAUCUUAGACAUUAAAAUAGUUUUUCAUGUCUUCCCUUUCGCAUUUGUAAUAAAUAUUGUGUUUUCCUUUAACGCCUGCUUUAAAAAAGCUUACAUUGAUUAUACUAUAGUAUUUAGCCAUAGAUGGGGAUCUUUUAAUGCAUAAAUAAAGAGAAUAAUAGAAAUGUUUUUAGUGUGAUGAUUGAUAUAGAAUACCAAAUUUGGUGCUUUGAGACUGGGUCAGUAAUUCUCCUGCGUCCUAUAUUGAUUUGUCCCACCGGGUUCGUGUGUUUGGAUGCUUACAGACGCUGGUGUGUCACCGGGGCUGUGAAGAGAUUUAUGUAGUGGGUAAUCCUGGAUUACUCACCACAAAGACCUACUAGGAGUUGCAGAAAGUGUCAGGCAGUGUUAGUUACUAUUUGUUUGUUUUUAAGCUGACAGACCUAUUCACAACACCAGUUAUGGCAUUUUAUGUGAUUUUUAUUCAAAUUUUGGGGCUUAAUUUCCCGCCUACUUUUGCUUUCUUCCCAUUUUUAAGAAUGGGGAAUUUCACCUCGUCCACUCCCGGGAGUCUCUCCAGCACAGCAUGUGUGCAGUUUGUUCAGGAUGUGGUGUCACAUAACUGUGUUGUGAUAUUCUCCAAAACCACCUGUCCAUAUUGUAAGAUGGCCAAAAAUGUGUUCAAUGAAAUUGGUGCAACCUACAAGGUGAUUGAGCUGGACCAGCACAACGAUGGGAGGAGACUUCAAGAAGCCUUGGCUCAAAUGACUGGUGCAAGAACAGUGCCGAGAGUCUUCAUCAAUGGAAACUGCAUCGGGGGCGGCUCCGACACCAAACAUCUCCACCAGCAGGGGAGGCUGCUGCCCCUCAUCGAGCAGUGCUCUCCCUGCUGUGCUGCAGCCGAGUCAGAAGGCUCUGCCAGCGGACACUUCCACUCCUCCAAAUGACUAGCCGCUCCUCUAGCUCUGUUCAACACUUUAUUUAUGAGCUGUUUAAUGGAUUUGGUGCUAAAAGUUGUAAAUGACUUGAGCAGAACUUUGCUCUGGGUUCUUCAGAGGAAAGCAGAGGAUUGAUGUGCAUUCAUUUUCUCGUUGGGAUGUACACUUAUUUUUUAUUUCAAGCUAAAGUAGAGUUUUGGAAUAUUUACAUUUUGGCCUAUUUUUUUGCAAAACUGUUUUUUUUUAAACUUUACAACAAUUUGAACAAAAAUGUUUGGUUAUAUGAAUGUGUUAAUGCUGGAAUUUAAGAUGUGUUUACACACUUUGGAAACUUCACAGUACAAUCAAAACAUUUUAUCACGCUGCUAUUAAGGAAUAUUGUUUACCCUGUCUGUCUGUCUGUUUGUGGAUAUAAAUAUAGAUUUUAUUUUUGCUGUGUAAAAAUUCAGCUGAAUCUGUUUUUUUUUUUGCUAGUUUGUUACUUUGCCCCUAAAAGUACACAUUUAUUGAUAAGGUGGUUUCAGAGGCCUAUGUAUAAAGAUGAACAACGAAAACUCGUUUUACUGUACAUCAAACGCAUAUUUUUAUUAAACACUGUUAUAUUUAAA